ACAUUUUCUGGCAUUGUUUACAUUCUGAAUAUCGUGUUUAUUUUUCAACUUGGCGAGCGAAUUUUACAAAUGCUUUAAUAAAAUAUAAAGUAGACAAAAAACAAUGGCAAAUCGCACCGUAAAAGAAGCCAAAAACAUCCAUGGCACCAAUCCCCAAUAUCUCAUUGAGAAAAUUAUUCGUUCCCGCAUCUACGACUCGAAAUAUUGGAAGGAACAAUGCUUUGCCCUUACCGCUGAAUUGCUGGUUGACAAAGCUAUGGAACUGCGCUACAUUGGCGGCGUGUACGGUGGCAACAUUAAACCCACACAAUUUCUAUGUCUUACACUGAAAAUGCUACAAAUCCAACCCGAAAAGGAUAUUGUCGUGGAAUUCAUAAAAAAUGAAGAGUUCAAGUAUGUCAGAGCGUUGGGAGCAUUUUAUCUACGUUUGACCGGCAGCUCAUUGGACUGUUACAAAUAUCUGGAGCCAUUGUACAUAGACAAUCGUAAGUUAAGGCGGCAAAAUCGUUUGGGCCAUUUUGAAAUUGUUUACAUGGAUGAAUUUAUUGAUGAACUGUUGCGGAGCGAUCGGGUGUGCGAUAUUAUAUUGCCGCGUCUGCAGAAGAGAGCUGUCCUAGAGGAGAAUAAUGAAUUGGAACCAAAGGUUUCACCACUAGAUGAGGAUUUGGAUGAAGACGUGAUAAGUGACGAGGAACCACCUGCAACCGAACAGGAAGUUAAACAAUCUUCUAGAAAAUCACGUAAGGAACGUUCAAAAUCUUUGUCAUCAUCUCCAGAACGCCGAGAAGCUGCCGGUACAAGUCAAAAUCGAUCCCGAGAUUAUAACGAUGGUGAUUAUCAAAGAGAUCGCGAUCGAAGGGAGCGUGAACGUAACAGGGAUCGUGAUUAUGAUCGGAGAGAUAGAGAUCGUUAUGAAGAACGUGAUAGGGAUCGUGAGAAGGAUAGAAGACGUGAUGACUAUGAUCGUAGAGAUGAUUAUGACAGGCGUGACGACUACGAUCGGCGAGAUGACUACGAUCGAAGGGACGAUUAUGAUCGUCGUGAAAGGAAUCGGCACGAUAGAGAUCGUGAUCGGCGGGAUCGUAGAUAUUAGUAAAUGUUAAAAUAAGACUUAACUUUUUUCAACAAAAAUGAAUGUUUUUUUAAAAAUAAAAA
Molecule: messenger RNA, 1155 nt
Organism: Musca domestica (house fly)
Lineage: Eukaryota; Metazoa; Arthropoda; Insecta; Diptera; Muscidae
Gene: Prp38
Product: pre-mRNA-splicing factor 38
Exons: 1
Coding region: 104-1093 (329 amino acids)
Cellular component (GO): precatalytic spliceosome
Source: RefSeq, a predicted model, not a curated record